UCAAGAACAUGGCUCUUAAGAAGAAGAACACGAUAUUCCCAUUAUUUAAACAACUAAUUCAUUAAUUAAUAAUGUAUCUUUUCUUAAUCUGAAAUCGUUAACAUCGAGUUCGCGACGGUGCGUUUUAUAGGCUAAAAAGAUUUAAGACUAAUAAAGAAACUAAUUAGCAUAUUUACCAGAGUCGACCUAAUAAUUAAAUCACAAUUUAUAUUAAUAUCUAAAUAAAAAUGAAGAUCUCCGAUUUAUUUUUAUACGUUUUGCUUUUGAAAGGUGUGUUUGCUGAUUCAGGUGAAGUGGAGGUUCUAUCAGUAAUAGAGGGCGAUUCUGUCACUCUACACUCUAGUCUUAAUAAUAUAAAGAAAGUUGAGGUGAUCCUGUGGACAUUUGGAACUGAUCGUAUAGCCGAAAUCAACAAACUGAUCGAUAGCAUCUCAUUAUAUGUUCUUGACGAGAUAUUCAGAGACAGACUGAAGCUGGAUCAUCAGAAUGGAUCUCUGACCAUCACAGACAUCACAUUUAAACACGCUGGACUUUACAAACUACAGAUCAUUGGUGGAAAUGAGGUCUUUUCCAAGAGAUUCAAUAUUACUGUUUCUGCUCGUCUGCCUGUUCCUGUGCUCAUCAGAGACUGUUCUUCAUCUUCAUCAGUGCAGUAUUGUUCAGUGGUGUGUUCAGUGGUGAAUGUGAGCGCUGUGAGUCUCUCCUGGUACAAAGGAAACAGUGUAUUGUCCAGCAUCAGUGUGUCUGAUCUCAGCAUCAGUCUCUCUCUACCUCUGGAGGUGGAAUUUCAGGAUAAAAACACCUACAGCUGUGUGAUCAACAACACCAUCAGCAACCAGACCACACAUCUGGACAUCAACACACUCUGCUACACAUCUGACGGUGAUGAUACUACUGAGAUGGAUAAACUGAAGACCGUGUCAGUGAGUGUGGGAGAGUCCGUCACUCUAAAAUCCGGCGUCACCAAAAUAGACAGUUUUGAUGUGCUGCAGUGGAGGUUUGGAGAGCUGAACUCAGACGUCACGAACCCAUUUGUUGUCAUAAACAGACUGAAAGCAAAAAGUGUCGAUGGUGCGGCUGGACAUAAUGAGCAAUUCAAAGACAGAUUACAACUGGAUCAACAAAACGGAUGUCUAACAAUCAGCGAUAUCAGACCCACAGACUUUGGAAUAUAUAAACUAAAUUUCAGCAGAAAUCGGAGAAAUGUGAUCUCCAAGACAUUUAUUCUCCAAAAAUCGUCAGAGGACGCAGAGGCAUCAGAGACAGAAUCACUGAGGUCGACAUGAUCACUGGUGUAUAGUAACUGCUGUUAUCCUUACAAAACACGUAUGCUUUUAUCAACCUUUACAUCUGGGGAAAAAGCGUUAUUUGUAUUUGUACUUUCGACUUUAAACAUUUUUACAGAGCAUGUUUCAGCUGCAGUUUAGAUAUUUAUUACCGUUACAUAUUAUAGUAUGUUUUUUUGUUAGUGUGAGACAGUGCAGAGAGUUUAGGAGUUAUAAAGAACCUCAUCAGACUUUUCCAUCCAAACUCUCUCCAAGCUCUCCAGUUUGUAAUAUUUGCAUUGUGUGACACGCAUAUCUGUCCGGUCUUGCUGUUAUUUGUUGGUCUGACAUGUUUUAUGACAUAUGUUUAGAGCGAUGUCUGCCCUCUAGUGGCGAAUAUACAGAUUGCACACUUUCAAAUAUAACGCGAAUGGGAGGGUGCUCGUCUGAAAGUUCAACUUAAUCAGCGUUUUGAACAAAAUAUGAACUUUUUAUAACUUUUAAACACUAAUUAAAAGUGUAUUUUUUUUCAGUGUUAAUGAGCGAAUUGGUGAUGUUUGAACUCGUUGUUGCGUGCUUGUAACCUUGAAUAAAAAUCUAUUUGACCAAUGGUUUCUUUUGACAGCAAAUGUAGGUUAGAUUUUUGGUUUAAUGUUGACGCAACCUGUUUUAACAAACCUCUAUAUUGUCUGUUGUGCUGAUAUUCACAUGGAAGACGUUGCAUAUGUUUGUUAAAUGACAUAUAAUAUGUUUUAAUAUUUUAAGAGGAAGAAAAGAGAAUAACAAAGAACAAAGCGGUUGUCAUAAGGGUUGCAAAAUUAGGUCACAAUACAUUUGAAUCACAUUAUCACAUUGUUUACAAUGUCAUACUCAGUCCAUUUUUGC
Danio aesculapii is the source of this 2150-nucleotide messenger RNA. RefSeq lists its product as uncharacterized. The record is from RefSeq and is a predicted model, not a curated record. The transcript is spliced from 5 exons. The coding region runs from base 228 to 1286 and encodes 352 amino acids. Lineage: Eukaryota; Metazoa; Chordata; Actinopteri; Cypriniformes; Danionidae.